UCAUGAAAGAACCCCAUUUCCCAUUUGUGAUCGAAGGGCUCGAUAUGAGGUUCAAAUUCCUAUGGUUGAGGAACAAUGCGGCGGAAGAUAUCCACGCAAAAUUCAAAUUAGGGUUCCAAGCAUACCUCAUAAAAGGUGUUCUUCCUCACACUCCCAUUUCAUACAGGCCCUUCUUCGGCUUCUCCGAUCAUAUUCAUCCUACCCAAACCUACGGAACGACUACAAACUGUCAUGAAACGACUAAAGUUUCAAACCCAGUUGCUGUCUCAGAUGAUUCCAUCAACGUUUAUGGCCAAUCUGCUGUUUAUGUCCAAAACGUCCUCAAAUUUAGAAGACACAAACCAGUGGAGGAGAUCGAGACGGCUCUUAAUCGAUGCAGCCUCGUCUUAACCGAUGAUUUUGUUCUACAAGUGUUGCGAAGGCAUCGAUCGGAUUGGAAACCCGCCUUCGAUUUCUUCAAUUGGGUUACGAAAAGAGGUAAUGGAGAAGGUGAGUACUCCCCUGGUUCUGUUAUUUACAAUGAGAUUCUUGAUAUUCUUGGGAAAUCCAGACGCUUCGAUGAAGUAGACAAGGUGUUUGUAGAAAUGUCUAAGAGAAAAAAACUUGUUAAUGAGGAAACAUAUUUAGUUCUUCUUAAUAGAUAUGCUGCAGCUCAUAAGGUGGAGGAAGCAAUUGACAUCUUCCACAGAAGGCAAGAACUUGGUCUUGAGAUGAAUUUGAUAGCGUUUCAGUCACUUUUGAUGUGGUUAUGUAGAUACAAACAUGUAGAAGUUGCAGAGACCCUGUUCCACUCCAAGAAGCAUGAGUUUUUUCCUGAUAUUAAGACGAGUAAUAUUGUUCUUAAUGGGUGGUGUGUGUUGGGAAAUGUUCAUGAAGCCAAGAGGUUUUGGAGGGAGAUAAUUGAAUCGAAGUGGGAGCCUGAUAUAUACACUUAUGGGACUUUGAUAAACUCAUUGACAAAGAAGGGAAAGUUAGGGACGGCUUUGAAGUUGUAUAGAGCCAUGUGGGAGAAGGGCUUAAAACCCGAUGUUGUAAUCUGCAAUUGCAUCAUUGAUGCACUUUGUUUCAAGAAGAGGAUUGCUGAAGCUCUAGAGAUCUUCAAGGAAAUGAACGAGAGAGGGUGUGCCUCAAAUGUAGCAACUUACAACACUCUCAUCAAACACCUCUGUAAGAUUAGGAGGAUGGAGAAGGUUAAUGAGCUUUUAGAUGAAAUGGAGGAGAGAAAUAGAAGUUGUUGGCCGAAUUCUGUGACGUUUAGCUACUUACUUGCGUCGGUAAGGGAACCGGAGGAAGUUCCGAUCCUCGUGGAAAGGAUGGAGAGGAGUGGAUGCAAGAUGAGCAGUGACACUUACAAUCUGAUAUUGCGAUUGUACAUGGAGUGGGAUAUUGAGGAAAGGGUUAAGUGUACUUGGAAUGAAAUGGAAGAGAUGGGGUUGGGACCGGACCGUCGGUCUUACACGAUUAUGAUACACGGUUUGUACGAGAAGGGAAGAAAAGAAGAGGGGUUGCGUUAUUAUAGGGAGAUGACACUGAAGGGAAUGAUGGUUGAGGCAAAGACUGAGAAGUUGGUGAAUGCUAUGAACGUGAAACUGCAGAAAAGAAGGUGAUGAAUUGAUCCCAAAAUGUAGC
Molecule: messenger RNA, 1629 nt
Organism: Cucurbita moschata (crookneck pumpkin)
Lineage: Eukaryota; Viridiplantae; Streptophyta; Magnoliopsida; Cucurbitales; Cucurbitaceae
Product: putative pentatricopeptide repeat-containing protein At3g15200
Exons: 2
Coding region: 3-1607 (534 amino acids)
Molecular function (GO): protein binding
Source: RefSeq, a predicted model, not a curated record